CUUUGAUAUACGUUGAUAGAUAGCUAGGGGUGAGGGAGAUAGAAAGCGAGAUGAGUUUGAGUUCACUAUUACAUUAUGCUUGGAGUGUGAUUCUAUUGGGAGAACAUAAUUAUGGAGGAUUGAAUGCUUCAAACAAUGAUUCCAAAGAAAAACAAAAAACAUCAUCAGGCUUUCAAAUGCCACUGCAUUACCCUCGUUACCAGAAGGUUGAUUAUGAGAAGAUGGAGGAGUGGAGACUGGAUUUGCUUCUUCAGCAAUAUGGUUUGCUAUUUGAUGGUUUGAGCUUGGAGGAGAAGAGGUGCUAUGCGAUGGGUACAUUCUUGUGGCCUUGUCAACUUUAGAUCCAUUCUUCUAAAAAGGUUACUUUAAAUGGGAUUUCAAGACUUUGAUGUUCUUGAUUCGCUCUAAAAAAUAGGCGUUGAAUGCCUAUAUGUGGUAUGUUUGAUGUAAGAUAAAUAAAUAAGUUAGUAUUUGAUGAUAUGGAACCCUCUAUGUACCUCGACAUAUGGAUAAUAUUAGGAUUGGUUGUUUAAA
Lactuca sativa (garden lettuce) is the source of this 534-nucleotide messenger RNA. RefSeq lists its product as uncharacterized. The record is from RefSeq and is a predicted model, not a curated record. Lineage: Eukaryota; Viridiplantae; Streptophyta; Magnoliopsida; Asterales; Asteraceae.